This is a messenger RNA of Amphiprion ocellaris (clown anemonefish), 2522 nucleotides long. Its product is annotated as PKc_LIMK_like_unk domain-containing protein. Gene Ontology annotation, molecular function: ATP binding; protein serine/threonine kinase activity. The transcript is spliced from 10 exons. The record is from RefSeq and is a predicted model, not a curated record. Bases 245 to 1240 code for a protein of 331 amino acids. Gene Ontology annotation, cellular component: cytoplasm; nucleus. Lineage: Eukaryota; Metazoa; Chordata; Actinopteri; Pomacentridae. Gene Ontology annotation, biological process: protein phosphorylation; actin cytoskeleton organization.
CUGCUGAGGCUGGUUCCUAAGACAACCCAGGAAACAAGCAUUUGCAUGAGAGAGCGUCGUUCCAGCAGCACACUGAGCUGAAUGUGUGCAGGAGGAGGCAGGAGAGAGGAAACAGUCCGGUCUGACUGCACCGAUCAGGAUUUAUGAUGCUCAGCUCCUCUCCGGUCCUUUAAACCGAGCCGUUAGAGAAGCUGCUGGACAUCAUUUCUGCGGAGACCUCUGGCUUUGUUCCACCACCUACAAGAUGCAUAUGAAUAGCUUAUUAAAUCAAUGGACGGACAUCUCCAGAAUGUGUGAUGUGGACGUGUCCUCAGAGCCCACCAGUCCGACCCUUUAUGGUGAAUCUUCAGACAAAUACUACCAUGUGGAUCGCUGGCAGAAACUUCGCACAGCUGUCCGCAAACUGGAGUUUUGGGAAAACUUCAGUGCUGAGCUGAUCGGGAGUGGCUUCUUCUCCAAAGUCUAUAAGGUGAUGCACAGCACCAGUCGGAAGGUGAUGGUGGUGAAGAUCUACAAAAACGACGUAGACCAAGACAGCAUCAUACGAGAGAUCAGCCUGCUGCAGAAACUCUCCCACCCCAACAUCGUCAGAUAUCUGGGAAUCUGUGUGAAAGAAGACAAACUCUAUCCAAUCUUAGAGUACGUGAACGGUGGCUGCCUGGAGGAGCUUCUGGCCAGGAAGGAUUUUCCUCUGUGCUGGAGAGAGAAGGUGGACCUGGCCUGUGACAUCAGCAGAGGAAUGAUCUACCUGCACUACAAGAACAUCUACCACCGAGACCUCAACUCCAAGAACUGUCUGAUCCGGGUGACGUCUCGCGGUCGGGAGGCCCUGGUGACGGAUUUUGGCCUGGCCAGGGAAGUAGUGGAGCUGCCAGUGAAAGACCCCGGCAGGAAGCUGUCCCUGGUGGGCUCAGCCUUCUGGAUGGCCCCAGAGAUGCUCCGAGGAGAGCCGUACGACCGGAAGGUGGAUGUUUUCUCCUUUGGCAUUGUGCUCUGUGAAAUCCUGGCCAGGAUCCCUGCGGACCCAGAGAUACUCCCCAGAACCCAGGACUAUGGGCUGGAUGUGAAGGCUUUCAGGGAGCUGGUGGCUGACUGCCCUCAGCGUCUCCUGGAGUUAGCAGCCAGCUGCUGUAUGGUGGAGUCCUUCCGACGGCCGGCGUUCACAGAGCUGCUGGAUGAGAUGAGCGAAGUCGCUGAGAGUCUGGAGCCACCACCAAAAUCUGACCUGACCACGAGCUGAACGGUGUCUCUGUAGACCUCACCUGUCCAGCAUCAGGAGCAGAGGCUCUGGGAUUAGCAUCGGUCGCUGUCUGGACAGUAGCCUGGACGGAGUUAAAUAUAAAAACGCACCUGGAUAUCUCUGUGGCAUCACCUCUGCUCCUCCACACAACACACCACCAUGGCUGAACUGGUCCUCACUGAGCUGCUGCAGAUGUCGUGUGUUUCCAGAAGGCAGUGGAAACUCUCCUGACGUCCGCGGACUCUUUGCUUCGACCACCAUAGUGUACAGAUCAUUAGCGGUUAGGAGUGAAUGCACUCAGUUUAGUUGUUCUUUGACUAAAAGGUCUCAUCCUGUCCUCUCUUUGUGGGGGUUUGUUUGUAACUGACGACACAGAUCAGCAGGUCUGUGGAUGUUCUCGUCCUCUUCUGUCUGCUCCCCUGGUCCCUUUGGAUUCUUCUCCAUCAGGAAGCUCCAUGUGUUGACUGAGUGCUCUGCUCUCUGCUUGGACUUCAACAAAGGGAUCACUUCAUACCCAGCGGGACACAAAACUCCUUCAGAAAGCAGAGCAAAUGUGAAUAUCAGCUUUAGGUUUGACUUUAACAAUCCAUAGUCACACUUCCAGUUACAACAUCUCAGUUUUAGCUCUUUGUUUUUCCCAUAAAAUGGUAAUUUUUGUUAAAAAUACUGAAAAGCUCCAACAUAUCUCCUCUCCAGGGACACAGAAAAAAAUCAUUUUGCACCUUUAGCUUUAUUUAUCAGAAUUACUUUGCAGUUUUGAAUUAAGUGGAUUUUGCUCACAAGAACUACAAAUUUGUGUCCAGUGAAAUCACAGAAAUGUUUCAGAGCGAUGUGCCCAGUCUGACGUCUUUCUCUUGUUUUGCUUGGUCACGUUUUGUCUUUACUUCUCUGGGUUAAUGGAGUUACUUUGAAUAUGUGCGUGUAAAUACUUAAGCUUUUCUCUUUCACUCACUGCUUUUAAAAAGAAACAAAAAGCAUCUGCCACACAUUCUUUUGAGUUUAUGUUCUGGUCAUGUGUGGUCUUCUGGAGGUUUUUCAGGCAGCUAUGAUACACAGCGCAUUGAUUUCUAUCCUGUUGACUUUAAUUUGCCUUUUUUGAUGGAAAAUGUAAAAUAAUAUGUAACUUUAUUUCCCAUUUAGCAGACAGCUCUCUAUUCGAGGGUACGAAUGUUCAUUUGCAUUCAGGAAUGGCUGUUUCAGUUUUCACAUUCCAUCAUAGAAAACAAAUGGAAGCAUUUUCAUUUAAUCUACUUCAAUAAAGUUUGAAAAAAAUGUCGAUAAA